UUUUAUUGCUCGUACUUUGAGCUGUGGCAGCUUUCUGGUAAACUUUCCCACCGGACAGGAGAGAGAUGGCGGAGCACCUGCUGAAAAUACUGAUAGUUGGGGACGGAAAUGUCGGGAAGUCCUCUUUCACCCAUCGAUACACCAGCGGUCAGUUCAACAGCUCCUACAAGAUGACUGUGGGAGUGGAUUUUUCUGUGAAGCUGCUGCACUGGUCGGAAAGAGAAAAGGUCAGGCUGCAGCUAUGGGACAUAGCCGGCCAGGAGCGUUUCAUAUCCAUGACCAGAAUCUAUUACAGAGGAGCGCUGGGCUGUGUUGUGAUGUUCGACGUCACAAACUCAUCCAGCUUCCUCAACUGUCUCCACUGGAAACGGGACCUGGAUAGUAAGGCCAUGCUGCCCAGCGGAGAGCCCGUCCCCUGCAUUCUGCUGGCCAACAAGUGCGACCUGCCCGGGCGAGUUGUGUCAGCAGAGAGCGUUGACGGAUUUAGCCGGGCCCACGGCUUCAUCACCUGGAUGGAGACCUCGGUCAAAGAGAACAGGAACGUCCAGGAGGCGAUGAGGAGGCUGGUGCAGGAUAUCCUGUCGGCUCAGUCCAGUCUGGACACUCAGGAGCCCCGCCGGAAGUCCGACAUUCCCCGGAUAAACUCCCUCUCUCACCUCAUCGCCUCCUGGACGUUCCUGUUCUCUUUGACCGAGGUCUCCAUCCAGGUGAUGAAGCCGUGGGCCCGGCUAAAUCCGUCAACGCUCUCUGCUGACACAACUCGCCCGGGCAGGGUAAAAGCCCACAAAGACGAGGUGAGUCCAGCCAGAGUAGCAAACGGGCAGCGGACACAGUUCAAACUGAAAUAA
Menidia menidia (Atlantic silverside) is the source of this 848-nucleotide messenger RNA. Lineage: Eukaryota; Metazoa; Chordata; Actinopteri; Atheriniformes; Atherinopsidae. The record is from the annotation of a GenBank genome assembly.